AUGACAUUUCAAGGACUUGCGGCAGUGGAGAAGUUCUACAAGGCAUAUGCACAUAAUGCGGGUUUUGGAGUUCGUAUCGGGCAGCAGAAGAAGAUUGAGAAUAAGGUGGUCCGAACUAAGCGUUUUAUGUGUAACAGGGAAGGAUUCAAGUCCAAAGAUAGUAAGGAGAUCGAUAACCCCUCGAAGAAAAAGCGUAAGCAGGCAAACACACGAUGUGGUUGUGAUGCACACAUCUUUGUCAGACUUUGUGGGGAGAACACCUACAAGAUAGAUUCAUGGGUUGAGCACCAUGUUCACGGUCUUGUAUCGCCUGAUAAGCGUCAUUUGAUCAGAUCGAAUCGUAGAGUUAGUGAGAGGGCAAAGAAUACUCUAUUUACAUGUCACAAGGCAAGCAUUGGCACCUCUCAGGCGUACAGGUUACUCCAAGUUAGUGAGGGUGGAAUUUCGAAUGUUGGGUGCAUGAAGAGAGACUUGCAGAAUUACUACAGCGACCUUCGGGAUAAAAUUAGAAAUGCGGAUGCCCAAAUGUUUGUCGCCCAGCUAGCUAGAAAUCAGGAAGUAAACUCAGUAUUUUUCUAUGAUUUUGACGUGAAUGAUGAGGGGAAGUUGAAGUAUGUGUUCUGGGCAGAUGCCACAAGCAGGAAGAACUACAGUCUCUUUGGUGAUGUGGUAUCUUUUGAUUCUACGUACACCACUAAUCAGUACAACAUGAUCUUUGCACCAUUUACAGGGGUCAAUCAUCACUUGCAAAGUAUAUUCUUUGGUGCUGCCUUCUUAGCAAAUGAGAACAAUGAAUCGUAUAUUUGGUUAUUUCAGACCUUCCUAAAAGCAAUGGGAGGGGUAGCACCUAGGCUUAUCAUAACAGAUGAAGCUGGUAGCAUGAAGAUUGCUAUUGACGAAGUUCUUCCAACCACUGUGCAUAGGUUGUGCAUGUGGCAUAUAAUGGAAAAGGUGCCUGAAAAAGUUGGACCUUUGAUUAGAGAGGAUCCAGAAUUUUGGAAGAGGCUAAACUCAUGUGUUUGGGGUUCAGAAACUACAACUGAGUUUGAGUCACAAUGGAAUUCCAUCAUUACAGAUUUCGGGUUGGAAGAAAAUGAGUGGUUUGCUAAGAGGGAGAGUGUUUUUGAUGAACAAGGGAAUUUACUAGAAGAAGAGCCCACCGAUGCUUUGGACGCGGCCACGAGAGAGAAGAUUUCAACUAUACGUAAUAAGAUGGAAGAUAUGAUUCAAAAGGCGAAGCACUCAGAUGUAGGCAUGGACUUCUUAACAUCAAGUGUGUUGAAAAUCGAGGCCCCUCUCGACCAAAUGGUUCCUGCAGCUACCAAAAGCACUAGGCAAGAGGAAUAUGAGGCCUUUAUUGGUUGCAACAUUCCUACUGAAGUUCAUAUACAUCCACCCACUGAUGUUCAUACGGUGGGGAGAUGCAAAAGAAUAAAGAGCGGAAAGGAGACCAAGGAGGAUAGUCGAAAAAAGAAGGGCAAAGAAGUAAAGGCAAGGGCUGCACGCUUGUGCAAGACAUGCAAGCAAAUAGUAUUUCAUGAUAGUCGCAAUUGUCCACGCAAAGGGAAAAGGAGCAUGAUCGUGGAAGAUAUGCAACUGAAUGGUGCUUCCUGA
Molecule: messenger RNA, 1614 nt
Organism: Aegilops tauschii subsp. strangulata
Lineage: Eukaryota; Viridiplantae; Streptophyta; Magnoliopsida; Poales; Poaceae
Source: RefSeq, a predicted model, not a curated record